CUCUAAGUUUUUGAUUCAGACAAUCAAAAAUAUAUCACAACAUUUGUUAUUGAGAAUCCCACUGUUGUGAUAACUUACAAACCGAACAUACUUGAUUCUGUUUAACUUAAAACAUAUGAUGAUAACAUUUUGAUAAAGUAAUACAUUUUGAAAUCUUAUCUGAUAAAUUCAAUCCAAAUUUUAAUAUGUAAUGAGAAUCAAGUAAACUAGAUAAGAUAUUCCCUUUAUUACAAAUGGAUUUCCUAAAACUAUUGUUAUUAUAAAUACAUAGGAUGCUAGUUUUAAUGAAUUUGGAUCAAACAAUGAAUGUAUAUUAUGUAAAUACAUGUACAAAUAGACCUAUACUCACUUCCAGAAUAAAUCCUUUGAUAAAUGUAUUUAUAAAAGUAAUAAUAAGAAUUCAAAAUCUUUAUUUGUAUUGUAGAUUCCAAUCAUUGUUAAAAUGGCUGAAAGGAUAUAAAGAUGCAUCUUAUAUUCUGAAACAUCAAAAAUCACUGAAAAAAAAAUGUGAACCAAAGCU
Molecule: messenger RNA, 520 nt
Organism: Paramecium sonneborni
Lineage: Eukaryota; Ciliophora; Oligohymenophorea; Peniculida; Parameciidae
Source: the annotation of a GenBank genome assembly